AUGCCGGAUUCAUACAAAGAUUUUAAAAAGUCGUUCAUAAAAAAGAUGAAGCCUUUCGAGGUCCCUCAUUUUGGACGUCACAGUUUAUCGGUUUUGAAAAAUCCAGAUCUCGAACCAAUGCCAAUAAGCAGAAGACUUUGGGGCUUUUGGUCAUAUUUUGGUUAUUGGGCAGUUCCAAAUGUUUCUGUCUUCACAUAUUCCAUUGGAUCCUCGCUUCUUUCCUUAGGAUUAAAUAUACAAAACACAAUUGGCGCUAUUACCAUAGGAAAUAUACUCAUUAUUUUGUAUACAUGUUUCAGUGCCAAACCAGGUAGUAUCUUCAAGAUAGGAUACACCGUUUGCCAAAGAAUGCUAUUUGGAAUUUAUGGAUCUGCUCUCGGCAUUAUAAUCAGGAUUAUGUUGUCAAUUGUUUAUUUUGCUUCACAGUCUUGGCUUGGUGGACUUGGUGUUGUUGUUAUGCUAAGUUCCUGGAGUAAAGGAUACAUGGAUAUGAAAAAUACAUUUUCUCUAAGUGUUCCAAUGACAACGAGAGACUUUAUUGCUUUCUUGUUAUUCAACAUAAUUGAGUAUUUCUUCUUCUUUAUUCGACCAGAAAAGAUGGGUCCCUUGGUGAACGGUUCAUGCUUCAUUACAUUGAUUGCAAUGUUUGGCGUGUUUGGUCAUGAAUUGCAUAAAUGCUAUGCAUUGACCGGGGGUCCGGGAUCUAUGUGGUACGAAAGUAAUAGUGUGAAAAGUUCCGAGGUGGGCUGGACAUGGUUACAAGCCAUUACUAUAUUUUAUGGUGCGGUUUCUCCAAAUUGUACCAAUAUGAGUGAUUAUUCUCGUUUCAGCAAAUCUCCAAAGCAAAUGUACUGGGGAAUUAUUCUUUCCAUUAUGCUUUCGGGUAUGUUAGUUCCUAUCAUGGGAAUGGUUACGGCCUCAAAUACGCAGGAAAAUUAUGGUGAGGCUAUGUGGCUUCCUACAGAUGUUUGUCUUCGCUGGAUGAAAGAUAAUUAUUCUUCGGGAACUCGAGCUGCUAGCUUCUUCUGUGGUCUUGCAUUUGCAUCUUCCCAACUUACGUUUAAUGUGUUAGCUAAUGGAUUCGCAGGAGGAAUGGAUCUUUCUGCUGUUUGUCCAAGAUAUAUCAACAUUUUUAGAGGUGCUAUUAUUACAGCACUAGUUUCUUGGGUUUGCCAGCCUUGGACAUUCUACAAUACUGCCUCGGCAUUCAACAACACUAUGGCAUCAUUUGGUGUUGUGAUGUCACCAAUAAUGGGUCUUUUGGUCUCGGACUUUUGCUUUGUCCGGAAGAAGAGAGUCAGAGUGUCAAAUUUAUUUACAUUAGACAAAAAUGGGGACUUCUAUUUUUCCCAUGGCGUUAACUGGAGAUCAAUAAGCUGCUUCUUUCUCGCAGUCAUUCCAGGGAUGCCUGGUUUAGCUGCUACAGUCAACACAAAUAUUCACAUCCCAAUCGGUUUAAUGCAUUACUUUCAGAACAGUACCGUGUUUUCAUUUUUCUGUCCCUUGAUUUUGUACUACAUAUUAUGCCGUAUUUUCCCGCUAAAGAAUGCUGGAACAAUGGAUCCUGAGGAUUACUUCGAUGUGAUGACUGAGAAGGAACUUCAGAAAUUGGAUAUGAGGCCUUUCUCUGGUGAUCCUGCCGUUAUUGAAAGUGCCUCUUCUAAUAUGGGUUCAAUUGAAAUGGAAAAGGUUUCAGCUAAGGUUACAGUUGAAGCUGCGGUUUGA
Molecule: messenger RNA, 1725 nt
Organism: Brettanomyces bruxellensis
Lineage: Eukaryota; Fungi; Ascomycota; Pichiomycetes; Pichiales; Pichiaceae
Exons: 1
Coding region: 1-1725 (574 amino acids)
Biological process (GO): transmembrane transport; nucleobase transport
Cellular component (GO): plasma membrane
Molecular function (GO): nucleobase transmembrane transporter activity
Source: RefSeq, a predicted model, not a curated record